CAUGUGGGGCAGGGACAGGGGCUGUGGGGUGUGUGGGGCAGGUGGGGGGUGCAGGCGGCUGUGGGUCCGUGGGUCCGUGGGCAGCCCCGGGGGUGUCCCUAGGUCCAGCCCCCAUAGCAUCCAUAGGUCCAGCCCCCAUAGCAUCCAUAGGUCCAGCCCCCAUAGCGUCUAUAGGUUCAGCCCCCAUAGCGUCCCUAGGUCUAGCCCCCAUAGCAUCCAUAGGUCCAGCCCCCAUAGCAUCCAUAGGUCCAGCCCCGCGUCCCCGCAGCGGCGCCCCCGCCAUGGGGCUGCUGUCGGACCCGCACUGCCGGCGGGCGCUGUCCCGCCUGCUCCUGCGCCUCAACACCCCGCUCUGCGUCCUGAGCUACGCGGGGGGGCUGUGCUGGUUCCUGGCGCUGGCGCUGCCCCCGCUGGCGCCGCGCACGCACAUGUCGGAGAACGCCAUGGGCUCCACCAUGGUGGAGGAGCAGUUCCCGCUGGCGCAGCGCGCGCUCAACUACGCGCGGGACUUCGCGGCGCACAAGAGGAGAGCGGGGGGCAUGCCGGUGGGCUGGCUGCAGCAGACCAUGUGGCAGGUGGGGCUGGAGGUCCACACGCAGCCCUUCUCGCGCACGCUGCCCUUCCCCGACGAGGCGCGCGAGCGAUACAUGGUGUCGGGCACCAACGUGUACGGGAUCCUGCGUGCCCCCCGCGGGGCCAGCACCGAGGCGCUGGUGCUGAGCGCCCCGUGCAGCGAGGGGCCGCACAACCACCAGGCGCUGGGGCUGCUGCUGGCGCUGGCCGCGCACUUCAGGGGCCAGAUCUACUGGGCCAAGGACAUCAUCUUCCUGGUGAACGAGCACGACCUGCUGGGCAUGGAGGCCUGGCUGGAGGCGUACCACGGCGUCAACCUCACCGAGGUGCAGUCCUCGGGGACGCCGGGCCGCGCCGGCGCCAUCCAGGCGGCCAUCGCGCUGGAGCUGAGCAGUGACGUGGUGACCAGCUUGGACGUGGCCGUGGAGGGGCUGAACGGGCAGCUGCCCAACCUCGACCUGCUCAACCUCUUCCACGCCUUCUGCCAGAAGAACGGGCUGCUCUGCACCAUCCAGGGCAAGCUGCCGCGCUCGGACUGGGACUCGGUGCCCGGGUACCUGCACAGCCUGCAGACGCUGCUGCUCAUGGUGCUGGCGCAGGCCUCGGGGCAGCCGCGUGGCGACCACGGGCUGUUCCUGCGCUACCGCAUCGAGGCCGUCACCCUGCGCGGCAUCAACAGCUUCCGCCAGAACAAGUACGACAUGGCCACCGUGGGCAAGACGCUGGAGGGAAUGUUCCGGAAGCUCAACAACCUCCUGGAGCGCCUGCACCAGUCCUACUUCUUCUACCUGCUGCCCUCGCUGUCCCGCUUCGUCUCCAUCGGCAUCUACAUGCCGGCCUUCGGCCUCCUGCUCCUCGUCCUCAUCCUCAGGGCGCUGGACCUGUGGCUGAAGCUCAGCAGGAGCGAGCCGGCCGGCGCCGAGCGGCUCUGGGACGGGGACCGGGCGCCCGGGGAGGAGCCGCAGCCGGGGCUGCUGGCGCUGGUGCCGCCGGUGCUGAUCUGCCACGCCGCCGGCGUCGCCCUCUACUACCUGCCGGUGCUGGGGCAGCACGUGGCCACCCAGCACUUCCCCGUGUCCGAGGCCGAAGCCGUCGUGCUCACCCUCAUCGCCAUCUACGUGGCCGGCAUGGCCCUGCCCCACAGCACGCACCGGGUGCUGUCGGGGGACAGCGGUGACCGCGGCUGGAUGACGCUGAAGCUGGUGGCCCUGCUGGCGCUGGCGCUGCAGCUGACGUGCCUGGCGCUGCUCAACUUCUCGCUGGGGUUCCUGCUGGCUGUCACCAUGGUCCCCGCCGCCGCCGCCGUGCAGCCCCGCGGGCCCAGGGUGCUGCUGGCGGCGCUGCUGGUGCUGGCGACGCCGGCGGUGACGCUGCUGCUGGGCAUCUUCGUGCAGCGGGAGCUGGUGGAGGCGCCGGCGGCGCCGGGCGAGGGCUGGCAGCUGUUCCUGGCGGCGCUGGCGCAGGGGCUGCUGCUGCACCACCUGCACGGGGCCUUCCUGGCGCCGCUGCUGGCGCUGGCCACGUACCCCUGCUGGCUGCUGCUCUGGAACGUGCUCUUCUGGCGGUGAGCCGCGGACACACCGACACCCGGCACGCCACGGAGCCACCCGGGGAGCCGCCGAGGGACUCACCCGCCGACAGACACACCGACAGACCCACGGACAGGCGCAUGGAUGGAGCCACGGACAGACCCACGGACAGACCCAGGGAUGGAGCCACGGACAGAACUAUGGACAGAUCCAGAGAUGGAUCCAGGGAUAGAGCCACGGAGGGAUCCACCCAUGGACAGACCCACGGACAGACCCAGGGAUGGAGCCACGGACAGACCCACGGACAGACCCACGGACAGAACUAUGGACAGAUCCAGAGAUGGAUCCAGGGAUAGAGCCACGGAGGGACAGACCCACGGACAGGCCCACUGAUAGACCCACAGACAGACACAUAGACAGACCCACAGACGGACCCUCAGAUGGAUCCUCGGACAGAGUCAUGGAGGGACCCACCCACAGACGGAUCCACAGACAGACACAUAGACAGACCUACAGAGGGACCCACUGACAGACAUACAGACAGACCCACAUAUGGAUCCGGGGAUGGAGUCAUGGAGGGACCCACGGACAGACACAUAGACAGACCCACAGACGGACCCACUGACAGACGUACAGACAGACCCUCAGACGGAUCCAGGGAUGGAGCCACAGAGGGACCCACCCACAGAUGGACCCACUGACAGACAUACAGACAGACCCACAGAUGGACCCACGGACAGACCUACAGACAGACCCUCAGAUGGAUCUGGGGAUGGAGCCACAGAGGGACCCACGGACAGACACAGACAGGCCCACAGACGGACGCACUGACAGACGUACAGACACGCACAGAUGGAUCUAGGGAUGGAGUCAUGGAGGGACCCACCCACUGACAGACCUACAGACAGACCCACAGAUGGACCCACUGACAGACAUACAGACAGACCCUCAGAUGGACCCACUGACAGACCUACAGACAGACCCACAGAUGGACCCACUGACAGACCUACAGACAGACCCACAGAUGGACCCACUGACAGACAUACAGACAGACCCUCAGAUGGACCCACUGACAGACAUACAGACAGACCCUCAGAUGGAUCCAGGGAUGGAGCCACAGAGGGACCCACCCACAGACGGACCUAUGGACAGACCCACAGAUGGACCCACGGACAGACGUACAGACAGACCCUCAGAUGGAUCCAGGGAUGGAGUCAAGGAGGGACCCACCCACAGAUGGACCCACAGACAGACCCACAGACAGACCAACUGACAGACACAUGGAUGGACCCACUGACAGAGUUACAGACAGACCUACAGACAGACACAUGGACAGACACACAGAUGGACCUGCUGGCAGACCUGCAGACAGACACAUGGACGGAGCCACGGACAGACUGACACACAGACCCACAGGUGGACCCAUGGACAGACCCACAGGCGGAGCCACUGACAGACCUACAGACAGACCCAUGGACGGACCCACAGACAGACCCCAGACCCAUGGACAGACCCACAGAUGGAGCCACUGACAGACCUACAGACAGACACAUGGACAGACCCACAGAUGGAGCCACUGACAGACCUACAGACAGACACAUGGACGGACCCACAGACAGACCCCAGACCCAUGGACAGACCCACAGGCAGAGCCACUGACAGACCUACAGACAGACCCAUGGAUGGACCCACAGACAGACCCCAGACCCAUGGACAGACCCAUAGGCGGACCCGCUGACAGACCUACAGGCAGACACAUGGACGGACCCACAGACAGACCCCAGACCCAUGGACAGACCCACAGACGGACCCGCUGACAGCGUCCCCAUCCCCCAGGCCAGGGACAGCAGCCCCAGCUCAGCCCCCCAUGGAGGCAGCGGGUCCUGCCCUGGGGGGCAGUGGGGACCCCCGUGGGGGGGUGGGGAGCCCGGGCUGGUCAGGGGCCGUGUCCCAGCCCCUGUGUGGCUGUGGGGACACCAAGUGCCACCAACCGCCCGGGAGGUUCCAUUAAACCCCAGAUUCCCUGCA
Molecule: messenger RNA, 4130 nt
Organism: Columba livia (rock pigeon)
Lineage: Eukaryota; Metazoa; Chordata; Aves; Columbiformes; Columbidae
Gene: GPAA1
Product: glycosylphosphatidylinositol anchor attachment 1
Exons: 13
Coding region: 282-2141 (619 amino acids)
Biological process (GO): attachment of GPI anchor to protein
Cellular component (GO): membrane; GPI-anchor transamidase complex
Source: RefSeq, a predicted model, not a curated record